AUGAAAUUUCUAAAACUAGAAGAUGUUCUAAUUCCGAUUUUUAAGUCAUGUUUCACAAUAGUUAUAAUUACGGUGGAUCAACUAAAGAAGUAUGAUGCGGAAAAUGCUAUUCUUCUAGUCGAUAAAGGGCGGCAGUUUGUAGCACGUUGGCACGAUUAUUUGUUUUCUGACUUUCACGAUCCAUAUAUAAAUGCCACCGAGGCCAUUCCAACGUUUUUUCUUUACACCCACGUCUUUCAGGAAGAAAUUUUGGGUCUCGCCAAAGACAAGAACAUUUCUCAGCUGCAGCUGAGAUUCCACAGACCACUGGAAGGUCCAAUAGACCUUUCAAUGGUCAUUAUAUGGCUCUUGGCUGUCGGAUGUGUAAUGGGAGGGGGUGUAUGGGCGUUCUUCCGGCACAGAGCAGGAAAGGAUAAGUUGCACGUUAAUGCAUCUUCAAGUGCAGGCUACACUUCUCAGUCGGAUUCGAAUAGUUCCUUCGAAAGUCGCUGUAGAUGCCUUGCAAGACACUCAAAUUUUCUCGCUAUUAUUGUCUUGAUGAUUAUUGUUGUUGGAGUUCUUAUGAUCGGUUUCUUUUUCCGUCCUGUUUUAGGUACUGAAAUCUACAUUCAACUUUUACUGUAA
Molecule: messenger RNA, 624 nt
Organism: Haemonchus placei
Lineage: Eukaryota; Metazoa; Nematoda; Chromadorea; Rhabditida; Trichostrongylidae
Source: the annotation of a GenBank genome assembly